AUGAGGAGUACACUGGAAGAGGCGAUUGUGGAAACGCGCAGUACGUCUCUCGAAAAUCGACCGCGACUUCCCCGCAUAGCCCUAAGCAAGCGGCAUCGGGCUGUUGUGAGGGCUCUGAACCCAAUGCUGGUGACCUAUUUGGAAGCCAGCUGGGACCUUUGCGAGACGGACUCAAUUCUUUUUGGCGCCGCGCUGGCAGUCUGCCGUACUAUAGGCACCAAGGUUUCCACGGUUGGACACGCUACUGGCCAACUUAGCGCUAUCCCAGCAUGGAGAAGAAGAAUUGAGGAACGUAUCGCAAAGUAUAGAGCUCUCAUCGACAGACUGAUAUGCUUCAGAUCAGGCAAUAACAGGCCAAGAAUUGUGCGCACCGUCAGGAUGGCUUUUGCUGGGACAAAUAGUGAUCAGAAGAGGGUCUAUGAAUCAUUGGAGCGACCAAUAGUAAGUGGAACGGGCCCAGCACCGAAUCAGGACGACACUGUAGCGUUCUGGCGCGACCUGUGGUCAGAGCACGUAAACCACAGCGAGGGCCCUUGGACGGAAGUUGUGGCGAGUCAGUGUGCGAGUAUAACGCCCAUGGACCCCGACAUUAUAACACCGGAUGACGUAGCUGAGGCGGUCCGUAGGGCCCCGAACUGGAAAAGUCCGGGACUCGACGGGCUGCAUCACUACUGGCUGAAGGGGUUCGUGGUGUGUCACACUGUGCUCGCCCGACAGUUUCAAGAGGCUCUCAACCAGAAGUCGCUCCCGAGCCUCUUCACUACUGGGGUCACCCGUUUGGUUCCUAAAGACCAGGAAAGCCUUCGAGACUACUUUAGCAAAUUCGGUGAAAUCACAGAAGUUAUGGUUAUGAAAGAUCCUACAACGAGGCGGUCGAGGGGCUUUGGUUUCAUCACGUUUGCUGAUCCAGCUAGCGUAGACAAAGUUUUAGCUCAAGGCACACAUGAAUUAGAUGGUAAAAAAGGUAAGCCAUUAAUCAGCUUUUAA
Messenger RNA from Parnassius apollo (apollo), 987 nucleotides. The record is from the annotation of a GenBank genome assembly. Lineage: Eukaryota; Metazoa; Arthropoda; Insecta; Lepidoptera; Papilionidae.